AUGAGCGCGUCCAUCCCCUCUCCGUCAAUUUCCCUAUGGACACCCGCUCCUUUUCCUUCUCGUCAGCGGUGCCCAACUGAGCAGGCGGUUUUGCGGCGGUUGUCAGGAGAUGAAGCUUCUUGUGGGGCAUCUCCUAGUUCUUCAGUCGGAGUACCAUCCGAGGACCAACCCAGUCUGCAACAGCAACCAGCCUCUCUCUCAAGUGGCUCAGUGAACGCAAGCACUUGCAGUCGAGAACCAUAUACUACUGCUCGGUCUUCUCGAUCUCCACCUGACAACAGCGGCGGCGCUGAAGGACAGGUCGGGGGACAGCCAUGGCAAGAGGCAGCGAGCGACGACGUCACCCGUGGCGAAAUGGAGACCCGUCGACACGGGAACUCGACCGGGCAUCGCCUCACAGAAGAAAAACGACUCUUGGCUGUCUCUCCACAUAUCAGUCCCACGCAAAUCCAGUUUUCACCGAGACAAGAACGUUGCGACUCGCCGCCGUCGCUUGAGACGCACACCUCCCAUGAAGGCGCAUGUGCUUCGCCGCUCUCCCUUCUUGAAUGUGUCUCUCCCUCCGUUGCCUGCAGCCACGAAGCAGUAGGCCACUGCCCAGCCAACGAGCUAAGCCUGUCAGCACGGCGGGGCAAUCAACCUCCAGGGCAUGUACUGAGUGGUUCAUGUUUGAGAGUGCCUCAGGUCACACCAUUCCCCACUACUAUAUUUCCUCCGCCGCAACAUCGUGCUGGCCCCAUGUUGAGACACACACAACUCCAACAAGUCACCGCAGCUGACGCGCAUGCAGGCUCUCUCCUGUGUCAUCGGACAACGGCGAUGUCGCCAGCAGGAACCUCAGCACAUUCUGCGGAGUCAACGGAGAAUGACGGUAUCAUGCCGACAAAUGGAGAAGGCACAUUGGGGGACACCCAUUCGCUGCCUCGCAGGUCUGCUCCGCAGUCAGAACGCUGCCAUAUCCUAGGAUCAAGACACGACGACGAACUGUCCCUGACUCGUUUUGACUCACUUGUGGGAGUUGCGAAAGGGGGGCGUGUGUCUGUAAGGCACACAGAGGCGACAUCGGUUCAUCCUUUGGUCUUGCCAACCCCCGCUCGACGAGCAAAUUCACCCGACACUCUCGGUGCAUCGAAUGAGAUGACAAUUCAUGAACCAUCGAUAGCGCACCAAUCGAAUGGACCCGAAUCAGACGUGAGGAUAACUUCGCCUUCAUGCUCUUUGCCAAGCGCGGGCCAAGACCUGGCGGGAGACUCCCCCACACCAGAAGGUUCUACUGGAGAUGAGCAGCCUUCUGAACCCAACUGCCUGUUUCCCACCGUUGGGCCAUCGAUGACCGGUCGAGAUCUAUUCUUGCUGGAAAUGUGGCUUGCACCUGAGUUGUGUCGAGACCUACAGCCACCCUCCACGCUCAGUCAACUGCGAAGGCAGUUGCUGAACUUGUGGGAAGAGCAAUUGACGCCGGAGCAACGGGAGGUGUACAAUGAAGUGAUUGUACGGAGGUAUACCGAAGAAAGGCAAGGUGUAGAGGAGUGGAAAUUUGAGAACUCCCCUCCUUGGUGGAAGGCUGGAUAUUAAAUUGCCGCGUCUAUUUACGACUGGGGGCAGUGUCAUGCAGAUGGCUGAGCAGAGGAUGGACCGGCAGAGUGUGAGCGCGGAUCUUGCAGCUCAGUCUCACGAUAUGAACAGAAACAUUUGACGGG
This is a messenger RNA of Toxoplasma gondii ME49, 1700 nucleotides long. RefSeq lists its product as hypothetical. The transcript has a single exon. The coding region runs from base 1 to 1575 and encodes 524 amino acids. The record is from RefSeq and is a predicted model, not a curated record. Lineage: Eukaryota; Apicomplexa; Conoidasida; Eucoccidiorida; Sarcocystidae.